CUGUCGGUAAGUUUUUAUUUGUCUUUUGCUUUCUGACGUUAAUAUUUUGUCUGGUCAUUUCAGUUAUCUUUUUAAUAUCUUUUAUUAUUAAAUUAUGGCAGAAAAUCAACAAUUUAUACAUAAUAUUUUUCAAAAUGAUCCUCUUCUUUUUAAAAGUUAUAUAAAUAAAAAAAUUACUGUAUUAACCGAGGAUGGAAAUUCACAAACCGGAAUUGUUUACACCAUUGACCCGGUGUCGGAGAGUAUAAUUUUGAUUCAACCUGAUGAUACAACAUAUCGAAUGAAAAUAAUUAUGGGACAUGCUGUUAAAAAUAUUGAAUUGUCUUCUGAUCCUGUGACAAUUAUACCAGAAUUAUUUUGUCCUUCGAUGACAAAUUUAUCAGAAAAAAAUUUAAUUGAACGUAAAAAUGCAAUUAAAAAAUUACUCGAUGAAAAUCGUGUUCCCUUUACUGAGGAUAAUGAUAUUAUUCAAAUAGAAGAUGUACUCGCUAUAAAACCGCCUUAUCAAUUAGAAAAUUUUGUUUGCAAUAAUCGCAACGUUUUAAUUAGAAUACAAACAAUUUUAUCUGCCGUUAUUAAAUAAGCGUGUAAAUUCAAUUAAUUUUCAAUUCAUUUUGUUUAUAUUUUGUGAUUCUGUUAAUCAUAUUGUAUUUUUUUGUAAUUUAAAUUCAAUUCUAAAUGUUUUUCAACAUUUUUGUAUUAGUCAUCUUUUUUUUUUUAUUAUUAUUAUAAUUAAAAUUAUUGUCAAUUUUUUUUCAAACAAUUGUUUUAAAUCGAAAAAUCAAUUUUUAAAAAGUAAAUUCUAGACGUUUUGCUCAAAUUACUGAAAAAAAUAUAAAUUUUUCAAAAAUUCAAUGAGGAAAAACAAAAUAUAAUUUCUGUAAUUUUAUUUUAUGUAAAUUAUUUGAUUAUUUUAGUAAUUUUUAACGAAUUUUUUUUUUUUUUUAAUUAAUAAUUAUUAUUUACAUGUUGGUAUGUCAAUAAUUUCAAAUUUAUUUUUUAAUAAAUAAAUAAAUUGAGUGACAUAGAAGAAAAAUGAAAUUUUCUUCUGAAAAUUUAUUUUUAUGCGCAAGGAAUGUUUUUUUGUUUUAUUAUAAAUUGUAUAGAAAUUAAAAAAAGACACUAUUUCAUUUACUAAUAGUAUUAUUAAUUUAUUUUUAUGUAAAUUUGUUUAAAUCUUAUUUGAUAAUUAUUACAAAAAUAAAUUGUGAGGAAUGUAUAUAAUAUUAACGCUUGUGCGAGAAGAUACAGCCAUAUCGAUGUUUUAAAAUAAUAAUAAAAAAAAGAAAAAAGAAAUUGAUUGUAUAUUUUUAUUUGUGGCAUAAAAAAGCGAGCUAUGAAUUGUGUAUUUAAAAACAAAAAAAUAAUCAAGACAUUCUAUAAAUGAAAAUAUAUAAAUUAUUUACUCUAAUUAAUAAAUCAUUUGCCACUUAA
Molecule: messenger RNA, 1434 nt
Organism: Leptopilina boulardi
Lineage: Eukaryota; Metazoa; Arthropoda; Insecta; Hymenoptera; Figitidae
Exons: 2
Coding region: 95-583 (162 amino acids)
Biological process (GO): spliceosomal snRNP assembly; spliceosomal complex assembly
Cellular component (GO): SMN complex; nucleus
Source: RefSeq, a predicted model, not a curated record